Messenger RNA from Syzygium oleosum, 720 nucleotides. RefSeq names its product glucosamine 6-phosphate N-acetyltransferase. Gene Ontology annotation, biological process: UDP-N-acetylglucosamine biosynthetic process. Gene Ontology annotation, molecular function: glucosamine 6-phosphate N-acetyltransferase activity; monosaccharide binding. NCBI's taxonomy places the organism in Eukaryota, Viridiplantae, Streptophyta, Magnoliopsida, Myrtales, Myrtaceae. Gene Ontology annotation, cellular component: endoplasmic reticulum; endoplasmic reticulum-Golgi intermediate compartment; Golgi apparatus. Bases 145 to 618 code for a protein of 157 amino acids. The record is from RefSeq and is a predicted model, not a curated record. The transcript is spliced from 2 exons.
GAAACAUUUCGCCAGUUGGACCCAGCAAAUCUCGGUGUCUUUGCCUCCUCUCUCUCUCUCUCUCGCGCAUUUCAUCAAUCACUCGGCGCGCAUCCAGUUCGAAUCGAGCGGAAGUUGGUGUAAACAGAAGCGUCAUCUCCGGAAAUGCAGACGGGGGUCCCACUAAAUGAAGCACGCAAUCUUCAAGUUCGGAAACUAGAGAUCUCUGACAAAAACAAAGGGUUUGUAGAGCUACUACAGCAACUGACAGUUUGCGAUGCGAUCUCUGAUAAGGAUUUUGAAAUACGGUUCCAAGAGCUCAGCUCUCUGGGCGAUGACCAUGUGAUUUGUGUGAUCGAGGAUACUAGUCUCGGAAAGAUCAUCGCCACUGGAAGUGUGUUCAUCGAGAAGAAGUUCAUAAGGAACUGUGGCAAGGUUGGGCAUAUCGAAGACGUGGUCGUUGAUCGUGAUUCUAGGGGGAUGCAGUUAGGGAAGAAGGUUCUUUCUUUUCUUGCUGAUCAUGCCCGAUCUGUGGGUUGCUAUAAGGCGAUUCUUGACUGCAUCAAUGAGAAUAAAGCAUUCUAUGAGAAGUGUGGCUUCAAGCAGAAGGAAAUUCAGAUGGUUAAGUAUUUCAUCUAAGAAGUUACCCAAGAUUCGAUUGAGUAAGUUGAACAGACUACUGUAUUCUGAUGAUUCAACAGCAAAACUUGCAUUUUUUUACUGUUAAUUUGCAUACUUCGG